AUGAAGAUCUUUGAUUUUGCAGCGCACCACGCUGGUUUAAAACAGAACCUGAACUACGCAGUUCAUCCCCAGAUCCUGCAACGCGCUGAGUGGCGACCUGGAGGAACUGGACAUGUCUUUACUGAUAAGUCUACCGACGAACCCUUCAUAGCAUUGGCUGUCGCGCAUAUAGUCGACUUUCGACUGCAAUGCACACCUGCAGGCUCCUACCUGGAGCCUAAAUUUGGAGCUAUAGAAAAAGCAAAGUAUCAGUUUAAUGCCAUAGCUGUGUCGCAUAACAAAAAGGACAUGUUACUAGAUGUGCAGAGUAUACGGUUUGCGAGAAACAUAUUUGAGAAGAGAGAACGCGCUGUGCCGGAUUCACCGACAGCUAGUCGUCGCACCAUCUAUCUAGAGGACUUAGAGAAUCCUUCAGAAACAUCCACCAGCACAGGAGAAGUGCUGAAAAUGGAUGAAGAGACCACCAACUGGCCGGUCGACGAUAAGUUCAGCGACGACUUGGCCAACAUAAAGCCCUUCUACAAAGCUGUUCCACUCCAUGUUUAUGAUGAAAAUGACAAAUUUGUCGAGCCUGUGGAUGUCAACAAAGCACUCUGCAAUGCUGUCGCUGAAAUACAUUUUACACUGCACCACACAUACCUGCCAAAAAACACUCCGCUGCAAGACUCGUUUCGCGCCAAUAUUGAACAAAUCUUGAUACUGCAAGGAGGCAAGAGUAUGACAAAGAUCUAUACGUCAGAUCCUCGUGCAGGUCCUGCAAAGUCCACUACUCACCAUACUCCUCUGCCAGUAGAAGUGCCACCUGCUAAAAGAGCACAUAUGGAAGAGAGCGAAAACACGAAAGGAAAAGAGAGAGCAAGGUGCUGA
Molecule: messenger RNA, 867 nt
Organism: Suillus subalutaceus
Lineage: Eukaryota; Fungi; Basidiomycota; Agaricomycetes; Boletales; Suillaceae
Exons: 3
Coding region: 1-867 (288 amino acids)
Source: RefSeq, a predicted model, not a curated record